Molecule: messenger RNA, 3868 nt
Organism: Didymodactylos carnosus
Lineage: Eukaryota; Metazoa; Rotifera; Eurotatoria; Philodinida; Philodinidae
Source: the annotation of a GenBank genome assembly
AAGAAUCUAAUUAGGUCUUGAGAAUCCGGCCCCGAUUCUGAACAUAGAUGAUUUAUGCAUAAUUUUUGUUUAAGAUAAAUAAUUCGUUAUGCUAUCCUCUACACAAACAUAGCAACCUACUUCUAAUACUCAAUUUUAUCUUCAUCUGAUCUUCCUCUAUUAUAUCCAGCUCAAAGAUCAACGAUUAUUGGCAAUAAUAAUUGGAACAAUAGCAAUAUUCAUGAUAAUAAUUUGAUAUUAUGAAAAUUGAAUAAAUUAAACAGAAACAUUUCAAAAUUAAAUGAAAAAAUUGAAAGCCUAAUAGAAGAAAUAAUGCAUUUGAACAUUUUAUGGAGAAACAAUAUUCAUUUUGCUCAAGAAACUGUGAAAAAUCCAGAGAUUAGAAAUAAAUAAGAGUGUGGAGAAAACCCAUGUUGAGCAUGUUGCCAUGCAUCAAAAUAUAUUUAUGAAAUUAUUAUUUCCUAUGUUACAGAUGGAAUCUUGAUUUUAAAACAAAAUCAGAACUUUAUCGAUUACAAAUGAAGAAAGGUAUGAACUGUAUACAAUGACUCUGUCCUCUAAAGCUUCCCCUUGUUUUUAUUGUACCCUAGCAACAAAAAUAAUUGAGAGAGGUAGAAAAUUUUGUGUAGUGCUACGGAUUGUUUAUCCCAUUCGGAUUUUCCAAUGUUUGUAAAUGUUUUUGAAGAGUGAGAAAGUUCCCCACUUUUGUCUGUAUGUUUUAAAAAAUGAGAAAAUUUUCUAAAACCUUAGUGUUGCAAAAAAAAUAACCUGGACUCAAUUUAUAAUGAGCAUAUCACCUUUUUAGCUUUCUUAACUGCACGUUGCACAAUUUUUUUCACUUGAAAAAUACCGGAUUGCGAUUCCAAGCGACCUACGUUCUCGUUAAUCAACCCUUUCUUCCCAAUUUCGAUCGCAUGGAUGAGUUAGUACUUCAACUCUUUUGCUUAAAAAAAAAUAAAUCUUAAAUUUUUUUCUGUGGAACUAAUUCAAAAGUUCUUAGCUACCAUGUCCUUCUAAGGCAACAGUAAGUUUAACCUGUGAUUAGUUCGAACGUAAGUGUGAGUCACCACGCCCUCUAUUAAUAUAAUGAAGUUCAGUCAUAACGUUGUUGAGAAUUAAAACUUCGUUAAUGUCGUUAGAAAUUUAUACAAGAGAUACCUCGGUGUAUCAAUACAACAUCAGGCAGAUGAACGUGUCCGCUCCUUCGUCUAUUGGCUAAUAUGUUCGUCAAAUCUAGAGUUAAGUGUCUAGCCAAGUAAAGCACCUGAAAUAAGUUUUAAAAACGCUUGUUCUGUUCUUGUUUUUAUUUAUUAAAGUGGUUCUGUAUGUUUUUUUUCAUUUUUAGAUACUCGAAUUAUUAAAAAUGGCCACAGAAAAUAAUAAUAAACCGUUAUUUCAACGUUUACCAACAACCAUCAUUCCAACACAUUACGAUCUGACCAUUCAGCCACAUCUUGAUACAUUUAAAUUCGAUGGAAGUGUCAAUAUUCAUUUGAAAGUGAAAGAGUCAACUAGUACAGUAGAAUUGUAUGCUGCUGAUUUAGAAAUUGAAAAAGCUCAGCUUCAAUCUGCCGAUUCAUCAUCCCAAGAUGGGUCAAUUCAAAUGGACACAGAAGGAGAACGAAUUAAAGUGAAUUUUUCUAAUAAACUCGAUAAAGGUGAUUAUCAAUUAAGUUUAAAAUUUACUGGUGACAUAAACAAUAAAAUGAAAGGUUUCUACCGUUGUAAAUAUGUAACACCCUCAGGUGAAACACGAUAUGGUGGAAGUACACAAUUCGAGCCAGCAAAAUCAGAAUCGGAAUUUCAAGAUGAUAAAUCAUGGAAAGUAACAAAAUUUGAUCGUACUCCGAUUAUGUCAACAUAUCUCGUUGCAUUUAUUGUGGGAGAAUAUGAUUAUGUUGAAACAAAAGAUUCCAAUGGAGUCAGUAUGAAAGUGUACACACCGUUGGGAAAAAAAGAACAUGGUCAAUUUGCAUUAGAAGCUGCAGCAAAAAUCUUGCCGUUUUACGCCGAAUAUUUUGAAAUUAAAUAUCCAAUUCCCAAGGCCGAUAUGAUUGCUAUUCCUGACUUUGCGAUGGGCGCUAUGGAAAACUGGGGUUUAAUUACCUAUAGAGAAACAACAUUACUUAUUGAUCCAAAAUUUUCCUCAAUGGAUCAACGUCAAAGAGUCGCACUUGUUGUCGCACAUGAGCUUGCUCAUCAAUGGUUUGGAAAUUUAGUAACAAUGGAAUGGUGGACAGAUCUUUGGUUAAAUGAAGGUUUUGCAACAUGGAUUGAAUAUCUUGCUGUUGACAAAUGUUUUCCAGAAUUUGAUGUUUGGACACAAUUUAUUGCUGAUGCAUUCGCACGUUUUCUUGUGCCAGAUGCAUUAAAAGCGUCGCAUCCAAUCGAAGUUCCCAUUGGUCAUCCAGCUGAAAUUGAUGAAAUAUUUGAUGCCAUAUCAUAUUCGAAAGGUUCAUCUGUUAUUCGAAUGCUGCAUGAGUAUAUUGGUGAUGAUGCAUUUCGCAAAGGUUUACAUAAGUAUUUAAAAGAAUAUAGUUAUAAAAAUACUAUCACAGAAAAUUUAUGGUCUCAUUUGACUGAAGCAUCAAGUAAACCUGUAAACGAUGUAAUGUCUUCUUGGACAUUACAAAUGGGUUAUCCACUGAUAAGUGUUCAUGAACAACAAUUAAAUAAACAACGUGUAUUAAAAUUGACACAACAACGUUUUAUUUGUGAUGGCAGUAAUGAUGAUGAAAAUCUUCAAUGGAAAGUACCAAUAACUAUCUUUACCAAAUCACAAUCCGAUGUGCUAAAAGUCUUGAUGGAUAAACCUGAAAUUACAAUAGCAUUAGAUAAUGUGGAGGAAGGUGAUUGGAUUAAAUUAAAUAAAAAAAGUAUUGGUUUAUAUCGUGUGAAAUAUGAAUCUAAAACAUUAGAAAGAUUAAAUGAACCAAUUUCAUCAAAAGUUUUAAGUCCACAAGAUCGAUUAAUGAUACAAAAUGAUGUAGCUGCAUUGUGCAAUGCUGGACAUGAAUCAUUCGUUGAUUAUUUGAAACUAUUACGAGCAUACAAGAAUGAAGAUAAUUUUACGGUAUGGAAAUCAAUAGCAUCAAAUAUUGGUGAUUUAUCAACACUGCUAGAAUAUACAAACUAUUUUGAACAAAUGAAAAAAUUUCGUCUUGAUAUAUUUUCAACGAUACAACGUAAACUUGGAUGGGAUGCAAAACCGGAUGAAGAUCCGUUGUCGGCAAUGCUUCGUCCACUUAUCUUAGGGCUUGUAGGAAAAUCUGGUGAUCAAGCUGUUAUUGAUGAGGCUAAACAUCGUUUUCAAAGACAUCUUGCUGGUGAUUUAAUCGAUCCAAAUAUUCGUGGUGCUGUCUAUGUUCUCGUUUCUCGGUAUGGCGAUGAGAAAACACAAGAAGAAUUGAAAAAACUUUAUGCAACUGCUGAUAUGAUGGAAGAAAAAUCUCGUUUAUUACGGUCAAUGGGUCAAACAUUGAAACCAGAAUUAAUUAAAAAAACACUUCAAUUUGUUUUUGAAGGGGACAAUGUACGAAUGCAAGAUUCUAUAUCCGGUUUGGCUGGUUGCACAUCAAGUAAAGUUGGACGGGAUCUUGUAUGGAAAUUUUUGAAAGAAAAUUGGACAAAAUUAAAAGAACGUUUUGGUGAAAAGAGUAACUUUUUAAUUUAUUUUGUUGAAUAUGGUUUAUCUGAUUUUGCUGAUGAAGAAAUAUCAAAUGAUAUAACAUCAUUUUUCGAUAAAGCCAAUACACCCAUUGUCAUGCGACCGGUGAAAAAAGUUGUGGAAACAAUUCAUAUGCGUUCUGAAGUGUUAAAACGUGAUUCAAAAGCAAUUGAAGACUUUUUCGUUGGUAAUAAUAUCUGA